This is a messenger RNA of Microthlaspi erraticum, 1122 nucleotides long. The record is from the annotation of a GenBank genome assembly. Lineage: Eukaryota; Viridiplantae; Streptophyta; Magnoliopsida; Brassicales; Brassicaceae.
AUGACCAUAGGAGAUAGGCCGCUUAAGCUUCCAAGUCACCAGAAAUACCGUUCUACUGAAAGGAACAAGAUGAUUAAUCCGGAAAAUCAAAACAUGAAAAGCCUCAUAUGGGAUCUCCCGAGGGCUUUUAACUGUUUUGAUAGAGUACAUGGAGUAGCGCUCAAGAAAGAUAGUUUUCAGUUUUUCUUUAAAUGGGUUGAAAAACCGCCUGAUGAUUAUCUAACGAUUCUCCCAGUUUGGGUGCGAUUAUAUGAGGUGCCGGUGAACUACUAUACUGAAGCUACAAUCACAGACAUUGCAGAGGUGAUUGGACAGGUGAUUGAAGUAGCAUUUGACCCAGAGAAACCCCAAAACCAAAGGUAUGUCAGAGCAAGGGUCCUCUUUAACACCUCCAAACCACUUUGUAACUUUAAGACAGUGGAACUACCGGAAGGAGACGUAGUCACGGUUAUGUUUGAAACUCCAGCUCCCGCCAAGGUAAUAGCUCCGGUAGUUACAGUGGUUCAGACCCCGCGUCUGCAACCUAAUGAUCCUCUGUUUGGUGUCUUAACACAAGUGGGAUUGGAUAGUAACACAUGCAAGUGGAAGAUAGCUAAUGAAGUGCUAGAUGUAGCCAGACAAUAUCUUCAGAAGACUCUUUUACGUCUUGAACCAGCUCCAAUCUUAUCUACAAAUGUCAACAAAGGAAAAGGACUUGUAUUCCACUUCCCGGAGCAGAAUGUUUCAGAAGAGCGAGGAGAUAGAUUGAUGAGAGACGCUCAGCUUUCAGGUGGGCGCUCCAAUUUGGAACUGCUCCGUAGUAUGGAGUUGGCAGCAUCAACUGAAUCUUCCUUUGCUGACUGUUCUACGGGUUUUAGGGUUGGCACUUCUGGUGCUAGCUCGUCCGGGACAGGUACAGCAAAGAAAAAGAAGUAUCGCAAGCGACCCCAAUCAAUUACUAGGAAAUCGCAGAAAAGGGAUGCUACAAGCACUCCGACUGAAACAGAGCAACAACAAAGUUCUGGCCAGCAGGAGUCUAGUCACAGUAAAAAGAAGGCAGAAGAAGCUGGAGAGGUCUCAGCCAAGUGUAUUAAGAGAGACCAAACAAGAGUGGAUCCAAUUGAUCUGCCGAAGAUCAAAUAG